Molecule: messenger RNA, 2707 nt
Organism: Polypterus senegalus (gray bichir)
Lineage: Eukaryota; Metazoa; Chordata; Cladistia; Polypteriformes; Polypteridae
Gene: vipr1b
Product: vasoactive intestinal peptide receptor 1b
Exons: 13
Coding region: 165-1496 (443 amino acids)
Biological process (GO): cell surface receptor signaling pathway; adenylate cyclase-modulating G protein-coupled receptor signaling pathway
Cellular component (GO): plasma membrane
Molecular function (GO): peptide hormone binding; G protein-coupled peptide receptor activity; vasoactive intestinal polypeptide receptor activity
Source: RefSeq, a predicted model, not a curated record
GGAAGUGCGUGAGAGUCGGUGCUGUCUACUCCUACUGAAUGAUGUUUUACACUUCAAAAAGUAUUACGACCCAUCCAUUUCUUUAAUUGGCUUUCGCAUUGUUUUAUUGAUUCGAACACGUAUAUAUUGGAAAUAACAUCCCACAGGAGGAAAUCGGACAAACAAUGCGUAGUUUACUCAAGUUGGCAAGUCCCGCACUGCUCCUGUAUUGCAUUUUCUCUUAUAUGAUGGCAUUCUCCUCAGGUUGUGAUACAAUGCUGGAAAUAGAGAGAGAAAGGGAGCUGUGUCUAAAAAUGGCAGAAUCUGAAAAUAUCACUUUUGGGUGCAGAGGAAUGUGGGAUAAUAUAACCUGCUGGCCAAAUGCCAAAGUUGGAGAAGUGGUUGAGGUCAAGUGUCCAACAUAUUUUGGUCUUUUCUCAAAUUUACAUGGUGUUGUGACAAGAAAUUGCUCCAUAGAUGGAUGGACAUAUGUAAAUCCUCAAGCUUAUGCUGAAGCUUGUGGAUACAUUGACAACAAUACAGAGGUAGAAGAGACUCAGUUUUUUGGCUCAUUGAAGACUGGAUACACAGUAGGACACAGCUUGUCUCUGGUUUUCCUCACGGCAGCUAUGGUAAUCCUUUGUGUAUUUAGGAAACUACAUUGCACAAGGAACUAUAUACACAUGAACCUCUUUAUGUCCUUUAUUCUGAAGGCAAUUUCUGUCUUUGUAAAAGAUGUUAUACUCUUUUCUAAUGAGGAAGGCUGCCUUGUUAGUCUGGUGGGCUGCAAAUCAGCUGUCGUCUUUUUCCACUACUGUAUAAUGGCCAACUUCUUUUGGCUCCUGGUGGAAGGCCUGUAUCUUCACACCUUAUUGGUCAUCUCAUUCUUCUCUGAAAGAAAAUAUUUCUGGUGGUAUGUCCUGAUUGGCUGGGGGGGUCCAUCAGUAUUCAUUGCUGCAUGGAGCAUCACAAGGGCUUAUCUUUAUGAUAAAGGUUGCUGGAAUGAUAUUGAACCUCCAUACUGGUGGAUCAUCAAAGCUCCAAUUUUGGUUUCCAUACUGAUUAAUUUCAUUCUUUUCAUCUGUAUUAUUCGAAUACUGAUCCAAAAGCUUCAUUCUGCUGAUGUUGGAAAAAACGAGUCCAGCCAGUAUUUGAGGCUGGCAAAGUCCACGUUAUUGCUGAUUCCGCUGUUUGGAGUCCAUUAUAUCAUUUUUGCUUUCUUUCCGGAACAUGUCAAGAAGGAGUUGAAGAUGAUAUUUGAGCUCAUUGUUGGCUCGUUUCAGGGCUGUGUGGUAUCAAUUCUUUACUGUUUCCUUAAUGGUGAGGUUCAAUCAGAAAUCAAGAGGAAGUGGAGACGAUGGCAUGUGGAGAGACUACUAGGCACAGACAUGAAAUAUCACCACCCUUCCAUGGGAAGCAAUGGAACCAACUUUAGCACCCAGAUUUCAAUGCUUACGAAGUGCAGUCCAAAAGGGAGAAGGGCUUCUGGAUUUCAAGCAGAUUCAUCUUUAGUUUAAAAGCAGUAACUACUUCAUUUCGUAGAGGCUCUUGACCUGUGAAUAACCACUCACUACAAAAGAGGUUUUAAAGAGGGAAAUCAUCUUUCAUACUGAUCAAAAGCUGUCUUUGAAUAAGACACUAUUAUAGGAGUUUAAGGUUUAAUGUUAAUGUGACACAAGUGAAUGUGACAUACUCCAUCGCUGUAUGUCUAAAUUAGUUUUGUAUAUACUGAAAGUCAUCUGUUUUUAUUUAUUUUACAUCCAUAACACCAUAUUAAUUACAUUAAGGCUGUUUCAGAAAAGGUUUUAUUUGCCAAAUUAUGUUAUGAACAUCACAGGGCAGCCUGAGAACAUUAGGAUUACAAUUAUUAAGAGUCAUUACAACCAGAGUGGAUAUUGUAGCAACACACUUAAAAUAAGGUUUAAAGUGAAAAAAAAAGAGUUUAAAAAGCAAGAAACCUGUGUCUACACUGAAGUCAAAUCUAAGGCUUUUAGAAUGUGAAUGCCCUUUGCUGCACUAUAUAUGUUUAUGUACUUUGUUUUUCACUUGAAAAAUGUGCAAGCUGUUGUUUUUUUUUUUUUCUAAAUUAAGUUCUAAAAUAUCUUUGCAUAAGGAAGCACAACAUUGGCCAAUUUAAAGCCACUCUCUUUAGACAUAAAGUUUAUAUUAUCCCAUAGUUCUGUUUUUAGAAUUACUGAAUCUGUUCUUUUCAAAAACUAUUAAGGCUAUGGUUAACUUAAAACCCUAUUUGAAUUUAAAUCCACUCACAUCUUUUGACAAUAAGGCACAGUACAAUUUACUGGCCUCCUGGCUUUAAUUUUCCAAUAUCCCAGUACUCGGUAAACAUGGCAGUAAAUUUGAAUUUGAUCUUUUAAUGUAGAAGCUGCUCAAGAGCAGAAGUAUGAGAUCAGUCAUAGGGCUGUGAUCCUAACAAUAUUAUAACACUGCAAAAGUGGGAAAGGGAUCUGUUAGGAAAUGGGAAACUGUUCAUUUCUCAAUUGGAAAUAGAUCUAUGGACCCUUUAAAAUUACCAGUUGCAGCAGGCUGCCAUGCUGGUUAUUGGCACACUGGUCAAGAUGCCAGUCUAGCCACUGUCCAUGCAGCAGUCAGAAAUUUCCAAAAUAUACAAACAAGGUCAAUUAAAAGUUUAAAGAGCAUGGAUAUAAAUAAACUUUACACAUUUAUUCCACUUUACCUUACAGUAUAUGAUCAAAAUAUAUUUCAUAAA